Molecule: messenger RNA, 6734 nt
Organism: Coregonus sp. 'balchen'
Lineage: Eukaryota; Metazoa; Chordata; Actinopteri; Salmoniformes; Salmonidae
Source: the annotation of a GenBank genome assembly
AUGACGACAAGGUAAUAGACUAAAAUGCCUGCUCUCUGUGAUGUGACAAUGGCCAGGAGUCCUGCUCGAUCGCUUUGUUAUGACGUUAUGCAAGCUAUAAAGUUAUGAAUAACAUAAAAUAACAUAAUAUGAUGUUAUUUAUGUUAUUUCCCACGUGAAGAACUCCUGUAAACCUUGCCGUAUUGAAACUCAGUGAACAAGGCAUCUUAGACAAGCUGAAAAACAAAUGGUGGUACGAUAAGGGUGAAUGUGGAACCAAGGACUCUGGAAGUAAGGUCAGUCUCCGCAGGUCUUCUGUACUGAUUCCCAGUGUUCAUAUGAACAAAUACUAAACUAUACUGAAACAUUAAGAUUAGCUAUACUAUAUAUCCCCCUACCUCUUAUUAUAUGAUUUUUUUAUUCAAACAAAACAAAAACAAAAUUCUGCCACAUACAUGUAACAAAAAUGAACAAGUGGCUCAAGUCCAUCAUGCACUAUUUCCCCAAUUCAAAUCAUAUCCGAAAAAUAGUUUGUCAUUUUUUUUACCAACGUAAAUGUUAAAGUAAUUUUUAUAGAAAUAUGAACUCCUUUUUUCCUCACAAACUGUAAAUUACAUUAGACUUUGCUUGGGGAAACUGUAAAUGUGUAAAAUAAUCAAACACCAUCAUUGAAUAGUUGUUGACUGGCUGUUGAUAUUGAGUGCUAUUUUCGCUCAUUUUCACACUUGACAUUCAUAAUAUUCUUACCAUUAUGCUGCUGUUUCUAUUUACUAAACUCUUAAUUAAAAUUUGAUUUAUCUGUGUUGUUACUAGGUUACAUGGAAAUGUAUCUAUUGGGUUCUUUAACCUCCUGUGGUAAACAAACAAAGUGUUGUGAUCAAUUAACUUCAGGAAGACGUUAAAACACCGUGGGGUUGUUUUUCAAGUCUUUGUCUGAGCAAGGAGUUGCAAUGAAGAGAUCUUGUUGUUUCUAUUAAUGUAAUAAAACCUCUCAUUCAACCCUCUGAGACCGUAGCCAGGCUAAUGAACUAACAGAUCACUAUCUGUACCCUCGACGGCUUAGCUACGUAUUACCACAGGUAUAACCUCAGUCAAAUCUCAAAGGGUUAAACUGCAAACGGUAAAACUCUCAUGAACAAAUUUUCAAUAAACAUGUUUGGGAAAUAAGCAGCAGCAUAAUGGUUUGAUUCCGUUCUUAAAAUGGCUUUUGGGAUUUUUUUGAUGUCAGAGAGAUUUGACUACACAGUAUCACAGCUUACUAUAAGACAUUUUUUUUUUCAGGACAGGGCUUGAAAUGUUGACCUGUGAGUUACUGACCGCAGCUUCCUUAUAUGGAAGAAGACAUGUAGAGUAGGGGAAGCUUUACAUUCACCUAGAUCAAACAUAAAGUGGUGACUUGUCUCUCCUUCAUUGGAGAGUGGUCUGACUAUGGUGUUCAGAUGUUCCUCACAACUUCUUGGACCACUAUAGGAAAGCCAGUCCAAUCUAGACCUCUUCUAGAGUCAACCUCAGCCAUCCUUUACUUUGUCAACCUUCUGUUGCUGUUUGCCUCUGGAGUCUGUAGUAUGAUCUGCCAUUGGUAGCAUCAGAAAUGUUUCAGUCUCAGAGAGAGAGUUUGUAGGAGGGUCUAGUUAUAGAGUAUCCAUGUGAGUUCUGAUUGUUAGGUCUUUGACUGUUAUUUCAACAAGACUAUGUAAGGAUCAGUUUGAGGCCUAUAGAUAUAUAGAUAUAGAUCUGCUUUAUUGGCAUACUGGUAGGCUGCUGUUCUCUACAAAACUCUCUCCACCGCAAACCCUCUAACUAUGUUCUUCAACCUUCCCCAGGACAAGACAAGUGCUCUCAGCCUGAGCAAUGUGGCUGGAGUCUUCUAUAUUCUGGUUGGAGGGCUGGGGCUGGCCAUGAUGGUGGCUCUGAUUGAGUUCUGUUACAAAUCACGUGCUGAAACCAAACGGCUCAAACUAGCAAAGAAUGCUGAGAAAUUUAAGCCAGCUCCCCCGACCAACCCCCAGAACUUUGCCACAUACAGAGAAGGCUACAACGUGUAUGGGACAGACAGCGUUAAGAUCUAAGGGUAAUGACGAUGCUGCUCUCUUCCUGAUUCUCUCUCUGUGACAUCUGAAUAAUUUAGUUGGUUUCUUCUGGUCGUGUUGUUGGUGUUGAAUGAUUCACUUGUUUGUUUGUGUUGUUGUCAAGCUGUUGGUGUAAUUUCGUAACACUUUGUCACUCUUGACUUGGACAUACUCACAACAGACAACCCAACAUUACAUUUACAAUUCCCGAAGACUUUUGUUGACUUGACAUUGCUACAUACUGCAUAUGACUACAGGUCAAGCGUUAGUUCGGGUCACCUAAAAAAUAUAUAUAAUAAUUAGAAAUUCAUUUUCAGGAUGGAGAAACCCUUUCAGUGUAAACUUAAAUGAUUAAAACCAGUAGACGAGAUAAUGGACCUAUAUAUUUUUGUAUAAUAUAAUAUUUGAGGACUAACAAUCACCAACAUAAAAGCUAGACAGUCAGGUAGAAUUGGACAUAACAAAUUACAAAAAUGAAUUUAGCAAUAUAGAUUUUGUUAUUAUGUUUGAUUAAAAUAACACAGCAUUAGCCAUGGCAAAAUGCAUACAAUUGUAGGAAAUUAGCUUUAAAACUGCUAAAUGUUCUCUCAGUGUCACGAUCGUCUUGACGAGAAGGAGUAGACCAAGGCGCAGCGUGUGAAACGAACAUGACUUUAAUUAGUAAAGCACAAGUACAAAACAAAACACGAUCGUGAAGUCCACAGUAACACUGACUGAACACGGAACAAAAACCCACAACCCCAAGGGGAAAACAGACAGUAUAAAUAUGGCUCCCAAUCAGAGACAACGAGCCAACAGCUGACACUCGUUACCUCUGAUUGGGAGUCACUCAUUCAAACAAAGAAAUACAACCACAUAGAACAACCCAACCAAACAGAACACCACGAAACGAACACACCCUGGCUCAACAUACAAAGUCCCGGAGCCAGAGCGUGACAGUACCCCCCCCUAAAGGCGCAGGACUGCGACCGCGCCUCAAAACCCCAAACAGGGGAGGGCUGGGUGGGCAUUUCUCCUCGGAGGCGGCUCCGGCUCCGGGCUUGACCACCACCCUUCCACAAUCCCCCCGUAGCGCCCCCGGUCCGGUCUGACCCCGCUGGCUGGAUCUGGACCGGACAUAGACGGAGCGGAUUGCUCAAACUCCGUAGUGGAGUAGCUGACCUGAUCAGGCACCGGACUGACGACGCGCACCCCUGGCUUGGCGCGUGAGAAAGGCACGGACCGGACCUGGCUGACGAUACGCACCCUUGGCUUGGUGCGUGGAGCCGGAACGGACCUCACCAGGCUGACGACUCGCAUCCUUGGCUUGGUGCGAGUAGCAGGAAUGGCCUGGAUCAGGCUGACGACUCGCACCCUUGGCUUGGUGCGAGUAGCAGGCACGAGCUGGACCAGGCCGACGACGCACCCCGUAGGCUUGGUGCGUGGAGCAGGAACAGGCCGGGCUGGGCUGGCGACGCACACCGUAGGCUUAGUGCGUGGAGCAGGAACAGGCCGGGCAGGGCUGGCGACGCACACCGUAGGUUUGGUGCGUGGAGCAGGGACAGGCCGGGCCGGGCUGACGACGCACCCCGUAGGCUUGGUGCGUGGAGCAGGAACAGGCCGGGCUGGGCUGGCGACGCACACCGUAGGUUUGGUGCGUGGAGCAGGAACAGGCCGGGCAGGGCUGGCGACGCACACCGUAGGUUUGGUGCGUGGAGCAGGAACAGGCCGGGCAGGGCUGUCGACGCACACCGUAGACUUGGUGCGAGGAGCAGGAACGGGCCGGGCAGGGCUGUCGACGCACACCGUAGACUUGGUGCGUGGAGCAGGAACAGUCCGGGCAGGGCUGUCGACGCACACCGUAGACUUGGUGCGAGGAGCAGGAACAGGCCGGGCAGGGCUGUCGACGCACACCGUAGGUUUGGUGCGUGGAGCAGGGACAGGCCGGGCCGGGCUGACGACGCACCCCGUAGGCUUGGUGCGUGGAGCAGGAACAGGCCGGGCUGGGCUGGCGACGCACACCGUAGGUUUGGUGCGUGGAGCAGGAACAGGCCGGGCAGGGCUGACGACGCACCCCGUAGGCUUGGUGCGUGGAGCAGGAACAGGCCGGGCUGGGCUGGCGACGCACACCGUAGGUUUGGUGCGUGGAGCAGGACAGGCCGGGCAGGGCUGGCGACGCACACCAUAGGUUUGGUGCGUGGAGCAGGAACAGGCCGGGCAGGGCUGUCGACGCACAACCGUAGAAUUGGUGCGAGGAGCAGGAACGGGCCGGGCAAGGGCUGUCGACGCACACCGUAGGUUUGAUGCGUGGAGCAGGGAACAGGCCGGGCUGGGGCUGGCGACGCACAACCGUAGGUUUGGUGCGUGGAGCAGGGACAGGCCGGACCGUACUGGGAACACACACCACUGGCUUUAAACGGGGAUCAGGAACGGGCCGGACCGGACUGGCAAUACACCUCAGUCCCUCUCGCCGUGCCUCUACGACUUCCUUCCCUCCUCUCGCCAAUGGCUCCCGUAACCCGGUGGCCUUCUCUCCUCUUCUCCUAUUUCGCCCUGUGGCAGCCUCCUGCUGCCCAGUCACCCAUGCCGUGUGCCCCCCCCCCUAAAAAAUUAUUGGGGGUGCCUCUCGUCCGUCCGACGAUGGCACUGCUGACGCCGCUGCUCCUCUCUCGCCAGGGCCUUGAUCCUACCCCAAGGUCCCUUGCCCCCAAGCAUGUCCUCCCAGGACCACACUUUGCCCACCUGGGCCAUCGCCAGCCUCUCCAUCUCCUUUCCUGGCGCUUCCUCCCAUGACCAGGCUGCCUGCUUCUGGACACGCUGCUUGGUCGUUGUAUGGUGGGUUUUUCUGUCACGAUCGUCUUGACGAGAAGGAGUAGACCAAGGCGCAGCGUGUGAAACGAACAUGACUUUAAUUAGUAAAGCACAAGUACAAAACAAAACACGAUCGUGAAGUCCACAGUAACACUGACUGAACACGGAACAAAAACCCACAACCCCAAGGGGAAAACAGACAGUAUAAAUAUGGCUCCCAAUCAGAGAUAACGAGCCGACAGCUGACACUCGUUACCUCUGAUUGGGAGUCACUCAUUCAAACAAAGAAAUACAACCACAUAGAACAACCCAACCAAACAGAACACCACGAAACGAACACACCCUGGCUCAACAUACAAAGUCCCGGAGCCAGAGCGUGACACUCAGUUCCGUGGCAGAAUAUGUAGAUUUGCAGGAAAUGGGCUUAAAAAUGCAAACAUUUCUUUACACCGCCAAAAUGGGGGCCUCUAAAUAUUUUUUUUUAAUCCAGCCGCCUCAAUGGGCCUGCCACGCCUCCUUCCACGGCCCUGCCUCACCCACCACCUAAGCCCCUUUUUUUUAAUCCAGAACAAAACUUGCACUAUGGUGUUCUUGACACCACAAACAGUUAAUUGAAAUCAACAUUACAUUUUUUUUUUUGAGUAACCCAUCAAAAAACAUUGAAACACUCUUUAUCUCGUGGACACUCACACUUUAUCUAGCUUAACGUUUUAGUUUACUCAGUAGAAUGUGCUAGCGGCAUCUGCUAAUCGCUAAUAGCUAAGCUAAUGUCCCAAGUAAUACUGGCACACACCAUCAUGACUCAACCGUUCCAACCUAAUGACACAUCUCAUCUCAUCCACCAUUCAACAGCCUAUUACCCAUGUGUCACUGUGUGAGAAUCUCAAUUGCAUUUCAUUGAUUCCUCACGUCCUCUCUCCUCAAAACUCAUUGGAUGAGAAGGUCAGAGGGGAGGGACCACUGACUUUUCAUCCAAUUGGUUUUGAGAAGGAGGGAAGGAGAGAGGACGUGAGGAAUCAAGGAAAUGGAAUUGAGAUUCUCCCUAUGUCUCUAGUUCCUCUAAAACAGAUAUCAGGUGCAUCAGCUAGACCCUUACGAACGACUGUGACUAUUGACCCUAUGAUGAAAUGACAGGAUCACGUCAGGAUGGGGGUUUCCUCAUCUGCAGCUAAAUCCUCUCCUGGCGGCAAUGGCGACGAUAAUCUGCAAUGAAGACACGACAGGACUGGUGACGUGAAGAACUCAAUCGGUUUCCUCCAGUGCCUUAUGUAUGGAACACUCACAGACUCACAGAAUGACUUAGAACAACUCAUCACAAUGGUAUCACGUUUGGCUUGAACUCACAAACCCACAAACAAUUUAUCAACUAAUCAGACAAAUAAACAGAAAGACAGGAUCGAUACUGUAAUCUGUUGUAAGGAACUUUAUUUGAGAUGUUGUGACGAAAUCAGAGGAGAAAAGAAAGAGGUCUAAAGCCAUCAUUCGCACCCCAAGCACAUUUCCAAGUGCCGGACAGAAGAUGAAUACGAUAUUACAUAAGAUAAAUAGUUUUUUCUGCUGAGGGAAUUUGAUCAGAUUAUCCUAAUUCUUCUUGCAGGCCAGGUUUUUACUGGUUAAAUGUGUUUUAAAAUAUGUUUAUUGUAGGCACUGUACAGUAAGUCACUGAUUAUUAGAAGAUAGCUUUUUAUAUUGCUGUGACCUUGGAAUUGUUUUGAAAGAUGAAUCUUAUUGGAAUCAAUUGGUUAAAUAUGCCAUAGCCAAAAUAAUAUUGUAUUGUUGUUGUCCUCGACUAUGAUGCUUCUGAAGUCUCAGAAAUAGACUCUGAGAGCAGGCAUUGGUAGUGCAUCUGAAAUGGCAACCUAUUCCCUAUAUAGUGCACUACUGACCAGAGCCCCU